UUUUGUGAGCCUUAGCGAUGUGCAUGUGGCGCAUGUGCAGGAGAGGGCGAUUUGGUCUCAUUUAGCAUCUAAUCGCUGCGUGUAACAUUAGGUUUUCGAUUUCUUUUUCGAUUUUAAAAUCAUGAAAGGCUGGUUCUGGUUUCCGUUGGCAUAAAAGCAUGUGGACGCACGUAAGCAAGCUUCUCAGAGAACUUCGCUUCACUUCGCGCCCUUAAGAUUGGAUCCAUAUGGGCAUCAAUUAUCAAAAGCAAUCAUCAAAUAAUUCAAUAUUUGAAAGAAGACCACGUGUGUGCAUGUGAAUAUUGAAAGGCAGAAAGAGCAAAAAGAUAAAAGAAAGAAUUUUUAUCUCAGAUGUGGCAAUUAGUGGGUUCAGACUUCAGAGUCUCAGACCAUGAUUGAUAAUGCGCAGGUCUUACUGAUCCGUUGAAUAAGCUGCAAGAUUGGAAAUUGCGGGACGAGGCACCAAGAAAAAAUGCAGCGCACUGUAACUGGGUUGGCAUCUCAUGUAAUGCUGCUGGAGCUGUUGAGAAGCUUGAUCUAUCCCACAUGAAUCUCAGUGGCAAAGUAUCCGAUGAGAUACAAAAGCUACAAAGUCUCACUACUCUAAACUUAUGUUGCAAUGUAUUCUCCACAACAUUGCCAAAAUCUGUUGCCAACCUCACCACAUUGAGAAGUCUUGAUGUCAGCCAGAAUUUCUUCGUUGGUGAUUUUCCAUUAGGUCUUGGAAAGGCACCACGACUAGUGAUUUUAAAUGCAUCCAGCAAUGAUUUCUCAGGUUUUGUUCCUGAGGACCUUGGAAAUGCUUCUUUCUUAGAGACGCUGGAUCUCAGAGGCAGCUUCUUCCAAGGGUCUAUUCCAAGAUCGUUCAGCAGAUUGCAGAAGUUGAGGUUCCUUGGUCUUUCUGGAAACAAUCUCACUGGAGAAAUUCCAGGAGAUCUGGGACAGCUUUCCUCACUGGAGUAUAUGAUUCUCGGGUACAAUGCAUUUGAGGGUGGGAUUCCUAGAGAGUUUGGAAAUCUCACCAAUCUCAAAUAUCUUGAUAUGGCAGAAGGCAAUCUUGGAGGUGAAAUUCCAGCUGAAUUGGGAAACCUGAAAUUACUUCGCACGGUUUUCUUAUACAGAAACAAUUUUAAAGGCGGAAUCCCUCCUUCUUUGGGCAAUCAGACUUCGUUGGUGUUGCUGGAUUUCUCUGAUAACAUGCUAUCAGGAAAAAUUCCACCUGAAAUUGGUCAACUGAAGAAUUUAGAGCUCCUCAAUUUCAUGAGCAAUCUUCUAUCUGGUCCUGUGCCUUCUGAACUUGGGGAUUUGCCUCAAUUGAAGGUUCUUGAGCUAUGGAACAAUUCUUUGUCAGGAACAUUGCCAAAUCGCCUGGGCAAUAGUUCGCCAUUGCAAUGGCUUGAUGUAUCAUCCAACUCUAUAGCUGGUGGGAUUCCAGAAACAAUUUGCGGCCAGGGCAAUCUCACCAAGCUUAUUCUUUUCAAUAAUGCCUUCACAGGUCCAAUCCCAGUCAACUUAUCAUUGUGCCCUUCACUGGUUCGUGUCCGAAUUCAUAACAAUUUACUUAAUGGGACGAUUCCAGUUGGUUUUGGGAAGCUUGGGAAUCUUGAAAGGUUAGAAUUGGCUAACAACAGUCUCACUGGUGAAAUUCCGAAUGACAUUGCUUCUUCCACAUCUCUUUCUUUCAUUGAUUUCUCCAGAAACAACCUCCAUUCUUCUCUCCCUUCUGCUAUUCUUUCCACUCCGAAUCUCCAAUCAUUCAUGGUCUCCCACAACAAUUUGGAAGGUGAAAUCCCAGACCAAUUUCAGGACUGUCCUUCACUCGGUGUUCUUGAUCUGUCAUCAAAUCGUCUCUCUGGAAGCAUUCCUGCCAGCAUUGCUUCUUGUCAGAAAUUGGUUAACUUGAACCUAAAAAACAACCAGUUGUCUGGUAAAAUCCCGAAGGCACUUGCCAACAUGCCUUCAUUGGCCAUUCUUGAUUUUUCCAACAACUCUCUGACCGGUGAAAUACCUGGUAGCUUUGGUAUUUCUCCUGCUCUGGAGGCUCUCAAUUUCUCGUAUAACAAGCUUGAGGGUCCUGUCCCCACAAAUGGCAUGCUUAGAACUAUUAACCCAAGUGAUCUUGUGGGUAAUGCAGGCCUAUGUGGUGGCGUCCUUCCUCCAUGUGGCCAAAACUCUGCAUAUGCAUUGAAGCAUGGAAGCUCACGAGCAAAACACAUAAUCACAGGAUGGGUCGUUGGAAUAUCAUCAGUGUUGGCCAUUGGGAUUGCCAUUUUCGUUGCUAGAUCUAUAUGCGUGAAAUGGUACUCCAAUGGCUUCUGCGUUGGAGAAAAGAUUUAUAAGGGUGACAAAAGGUGGCCGUGGAGAUUGAUGGCAUUUCAGAGGCUUAAUUUUACAAGUACUGAAAUUCUAGCAUGCAUCAAGGAAACAAAUGUGAUUGGAAUGGGAGCAACUGGUGUUGUUUAUAAGGCUGAAAUAUCGCACUCAAAUACAGUUGUGGCAGUGAAAAAAUUGUGGAAAUCUGGAUCUGAUACUGAGGUAGGAAGUAGUGAUGACCUUGUUGGAGAGGUAAAUCUGUUGGGUAGGCUAAGACAUAGAAAUAUCGUUAGAUUACUAGGAUAUCUUUAUAAUGACGUUGAUGUUAUGAUAGUUUAUGAAUUUAUGUCUAAUGGCAACCUUGGAGAUGCCUUGCAUGGCAAACACGCUGGAAGGUUGCUUGUAGACUGGGCUUCUCGUUAUAAGAUAGCUCUAGGAGUUGCACAAGGGCUUGCUUAUCUUCAUCAUGACUGUCAUCCACAGAUCAUCCACCGAGACAUCAAGUCUAACAACAUACUGCUUGAUGCAAAUCUUGAGGCAAGGAUAGCAGAUUUUGGAUUGGCCAAAAUGAUGAUCAGAAAGAAUGAAACAGUCUCCAUGAUUGCCGGGUCCUAUGGCUACAUUGCCCCGGAAUAUGGAUAUACCUUGAAGGUGGACGAAAAGAUUGACACUUACAGCUAUGGAGUAGUUCUGUUGGAGCUUCUCACAGGGAAGAGGCCACUGGAUUCUGAGUUUGGAGAAUCUGUGGACAUUGUUGAGUGGAUUAGGAGGAAGAUUAGAGAUAACAAGCCUCUAGAAGAAGCAUUAGACCCAAGUGUAGGAAACUGUAGGCACGUUGUAGAGGAGAUGCUUUUAGUUCUUAGAGUAUCACUUCUUUGCACAGCCAAGCUACCCAAAGACAGACCCCCCAUGACAGAUGUGAUAAUGAUGCUUGAAGAGGCAAAGCCUCGGAGUAAAAGCGAUCGCAACAAUCAAAAACAUGAACCUAAUAAGAUGAUGUCAGUUUUUAGCACAUCAUCACCUGUUAGUGGCCUUGUGUAGGAACCGAAAAUGGAGGUUGUCCAGGCCAGCAAUCUGAUUCUUCCAUUGUAUUUAGAUCUGUAUUUUGUUUAGUCUCAUGUAAUUUUAUAACCACUGGUUCAUAUUUUUUUUUCCUAAGAGGCUUUUGAUUAUCAUCAA
Molecule: messenger RNA, 3492 nt
Organism: Neltuma alba
Lineage: Eukaryota; Viridiplantae; Streptophyta; Magnoliopsida; Fabales; Fabaceae
Product: MDIS1-interacting receptor like kinase 1
Exons: 4
Coding region: 547-3354 (935 amino acids)
Biological process (GO): protein phosphorylation
Molecular function (GO): receptor serine/threonine kinase binding; protein kinase activity; ATP binding
Source: RefSeq, a predicted model, not a curated record